AUCUUUUUUGCUGCUGUCGCAAGAGUACUCCCUGUUUAUCGAAAUUUUUAUUAAUAAUCGUUUCGGUGCUGCGCGGUAUUUUUUUCAAAUUUACUUGUAUCCCAGCUUACCUAAUAGUGUAUCGUUUAUGACAAAAGUUUUCUUAGAUUGCAGAAAAUAAAAAGUGUCAUGAUGGUAGCGGAAACGGGACCGGAUCUUGAGAAUGGGAACCAGCAGCAGCAACGUCGCCAUUCGAUACCGGUUCCCACAAACUACCGUAGCGCUGCGAAAAUUCUUCGGCGGGUAGUUGAGGAGCGACGAAAUGUUAAAUCUUUGGUCCUAGAGGACAAGCAUCUGCGGAAGGGUAAAGGUCUCGCUAUCAUGGAUCUGAUUCUGGUCAAUCUGAAACAGAUUGACGAUUUGAUAGUUCGAACGGAAUUGGCACAAAAGGAGCCUAAGCUCAACCCUUGGUUAGCAAAGGUUUUGAUUGCGGAACUCGUUUUCGGUAGAGGCGAGCUGAAUGGAGAAUCUCUACCGGUGCAAUGUGUGCGACGUUACAAAGAGUCAUUGCUGGAUGCGCUGAGUAAAUCCGACGUAGCUCCAGCAAAGUUAUUGGAUUUUAAAGAACCUCGCUACGUUCGUAUCAACACUAGCGUGUUGGCGCAGCCAGGUGCUCUCAGACUGCUACAGGAAGAAGGAUGGGUCCUCGUAGAUGAAGAGUUUACAAAUUACGCGGAUUUUCUUGAACGGGUCAAAAACUUAGGCGAUUCGGAGUUUUUGGUGGAUUUUCACUUCAAGGAAGUGCUGGUAUUUCCCAACAGCGCAAAAAAUUAUUGGGCUCGAGCGACCGAGCUGAAGCAAAAGUUUGUGCUACAGAAUAAAGCCUGUGUCCUACCAACUUAUCUGCUUAAUCCGACUAAGAAAAGCGUUGUCCUAGACAUGUGUGCCGCUCCGGGAUUAAAAACUACCCAUCUCGCCAACCUUAUGAAGAACAAGGGUCGUAUCUACGCCGUCGAACGGGAUGCCAACCGGUAUAAGGUGUUAUGUGACUACUCCGCUGAAUUCGGUGUGAUCAAAACGAUCAAUGACGACUGUCUGUUGGUUGGUGACGAGCAAGCGCCAGGAGUGGAAUACAUUCUGAUCGAUCCAAGCUGUUCCGGUUCCGGCAUGGUCGAUCGGUUGAAGCUGAAUGAAGAAAUCGACAAGCAAAGGCUGUACAAACUAGGAGGACUACAGUACAAACUGCUGUGCCACGCCAUGAAUGCCUUUCCCGCGGCUAAACGUAUCGUGUACUCGACCUGUUCGGUGUAUCCGGAGGAAAACGAAGAGAUCGUACAGGGUGCUCUGAAGCAUAAUGGUCAUUUCAAGCUGGCCGAUGCAAAGGCUUUGCUCGACAAGGAAUGGUUGAACGUUGGUUCGCCGGAUUAUGCUGGGAUAGGUGAGAAAUGCCUGUAUGCCCGACCGGAGAUAGAUCUAACGAUAGGAAUGUUUGUAGCCGUAUUUGAACGGUGUGACGAGGAUGAGUAUAAUGAAAUAUACUUAGCUCACGAGAAACAGAAGGAAAGUUACGAAAAGCUAUCUAAGUUUGGACAUGGUGAAUUCGGCCGUGGAAAAAGGAAAGUGAAAAAGAGAAAGCAUGGCGAAACGGAAGCAUCGUCGGACGGGGUGGUGCAAGACACUCAACCAGACAGAGAUUACUGUUUAGAAAACCCGUUGGAUGAUGCUGGUCAGAUUGAGGACAAAAAGAAGAAGAGGAAAUCUAGAAACAUUGAUGCAACCGAAAUCAUUUCACCAAUUGAACUCGCCGAUGAAGAAAAUAAUGCUGAUACCAAGGUGAAGAAAAAAAAGAAGUCUAAAGUAACAACUGACGAGCCAGAAAUUCUUGAGGAAAAUAAAAUUGUAGACGAAGAGAGCUUGAUCAAGAAGAAGAAAAAGAAAAGUAAAAAUCGAGAAUCAGAGGUUCUAGCGCAAACAGAAAUUUCGUCUUCUACGACAGACGAUGUUUCCAUUUCCAAAAAGAAAAAGAAGAAAAAGGAAAAGAACAAACCACUAGAUGUAGAGUGAAGAAUAUUUUGUAAUACUAUGUUCGUAUUUAGAUAAAUAUCUCACAAAGAAAA
Messenger RNA from Topomyia yanbarensis, 2096 nucleotides. It is a transcript of the gene Nsun5, whose product is annotated as 28S rRNA (cytosine-C(5))-methyltransferase. The coding region runs from base 169 to 2043 and encodes 624 amino acids. The record is from RefSeq and is a predicted model, not a curated record. Gene Ontology annotation, molecular function: methyltransferase activity. Lineage: Eukaryota; Metazoa; Arthropoda; Insecta; Diptera; Culicidae. Gene Ontology annotation, cellular component: nucleolus. The transcript has 4 exons. Gene Ontology annotation, biological process: rRNA base methylation.